AUGGUGUCACUUGAGACUGUUCUUAAGCAUAACUCUAGCCUGAAGGGGUACGGUCCCAACCUCGUGGCAGUCUUUGUGGGUGGAACGAGCGGAAUCGGUGAAGCAACUGCCCGCGCAUUCGUGAGAGAUACAAUAUCCUCUAAGAUUUAUCUUGUCGGACGCAAUGAGGUGCAAGCAUCCAAGAUCAUCGAGGAUCUACGUCAAAUCAACCCGGAUGGUCAGAUCAGCUUUGUCAAGUGCGAUGCCGCGCGUCUACAGAGCGUAGAUGAAGCCUGCAAAACUAUCCAAGAGAAGGAAGAAAAGAUAAAUUUGUUGUUCAUGAGCGCUGGAAUUCUAACAACAAAGGGUCCAGAUGAAACCGACGAGGGUAUAGACAAGAAGUUCAGCUUGCAUUACUACUCUCGUAUGCGAUUUUUAGCAAAUAUGCUGCCUCAACUCACAAAGGCUGGAGAUGUCAGCGAUGGUGAUUCUCCAGUUCAGCCUGGCCUACGUCGCAAUCUGUCUAGUGUGGUGUCUGUGUUAGACGGCCGCGGCGAGGGACUCCUGAUAAUGGAUGAUCUGUCCUUGAAGAGAAAUUACUCACUACGUAACUGUGCUACGCAUGCCAUCACCAUGACUACUCUGUCUAUGACAGAACUCGCGGAAUCGAAUCCGAAAAUAUCAUUUGUACAUUCCUAUCCGGGUGUCGUGAAAACAGGUCUAGCGCGUAACUUUGGCACUUUCACUCGACUAGGAAUGAAUGCGAUCAUGGUCCUAGCAAAACCCUGGAUGGUACCCUUGAGUGAUAGUGGCGAGCGUCAUCUAUACGCCGCAACCAGUUCGCAGUUCCCACCACGAGCCAGCGGUGAAGCCAAUGCCGCACCUGGCGCAGAUGGAACUAAUGGCAGCGGCGUUUAUCGGUUAUCCUGGGACGGAUCUACUGCUGAAAAUAGCAGCUACUUGCAAGAAUACCGCAAGAGUGAGACAGGGAAAUUGGUGUGGAAACAUACUUUGGAGGUAUUUGAGACCAUCUGUGGCAAACCGUGA
Molecule: messenger RNA, 1026 nt
Organism: Penicillium taxi
Lineage: Eukaryota; Fungi; Ascomycota; Eurotiomycetes; Eurotiales; Aspergillaceae
Exons: 3
Coding region: 1-1026 (341 amino acids)
Biological process (GO): secondary metabolic process
Source: RefSeq, a predicted model, not a curated record